GUCUUACUCUCAGUGGUUGCUCAAAUCUUGAGAGGUUUCCUGAGAUCCAAAAAAAUAUGGGGAAUCUGUGGGCUCUUUUUCUAGAUGAGACUGCUAUUGAAGGAUUACCCUACUCAGUAGGUCAUCUCACCAGACUUGAUCACUUAAAUUUGGACAAUUGUAGAAACUUGAAAAGUCUUCCAAACAGUAUAUGUGAGUUGAAAUCCCUCGAAGGCCUCUCUCUCAAUGGUUGUUCAAAUCUAGAGGCUUUUUCAGAGAUCACGGAGGAUAUGGAACAAUUAGAACGCCUUUUUUUGCGUGAGACGGGUAUCUCAGAGCUGCCAUCAUCAAUUGAACAUCUGAGAGGUCUUAAAUCCUUGGAAUUGAUCAAUUGUGAGAACCUUGUGGCUCUUCCCAAUAGCAUCGGUAAUUUGACAUGUCUCACUAGUCUUCAUGUUCGUAACUGUCCAAAGCUCCACAACUUGCCUGACAAUUUGAGAAGCCUACAAUGUUGCUUAACAAUGCUAGAUCUAGGUGGUUGCAAUCUGAUGGAAGAAGAAAUCCCCAGUGAUUUAUGGUGCCUAUCCUUACUGGUAUUUUUAAACAUAAGUGAAAACCGUAUGCGUUGCAUCCCUGCUGGCAUCACUCAACUUUGUAAGCUUCGUACCCUUCUCAUUAAUCAUUGUCCGAUGCUUGAAGUAAUUGGAGAGCUUCCAUCAAGUCUUGGAUGGAUAGAGGCACAUGGUUGUCCAAGCCUGGAAACUGAAACUUCUUCGAGUCUACUCUGGUCUUCUUUGCUCAAACACUUGAAAUCACCAAUUCAGCAGAAAUUUAAUAUUAUCAUUCCAGGAAGUAGUGGAAUACCAGAGUGGGUAAGUCAUCGAAGAAUGGGAUGUGAAGUAAGUGUAGAGCUUCCAAUGAAUUGGUAUGAGGAUAAUAACUUGUUAGGAUUUGUUUUAUUCUUCCAUCAUGUUCCCCUUGAUGAUGAUGAUGAAUGCGUGAGAACAUCUGGUUUUAUUCCACAUUGUAAAUUGGCGAUAUCCCAUGGUGAUCAAUCUAAACGACUGGAUGAUAUUGGUUUUCAUCCUCAUUGUAAAACAUACUCUAUUAGCGGUUUAUCAUAUGGCAGCACACGCUACGACAGUGGUAGCACAUCAGAUCCAGCACUGUGGGUGACGUAUUUCCCUCAGAUUGGCAUUCCAAGCAAGUAUCGAUCCAGAGAGUGGAACAACUUCAAGGCUCACUUUGACAAUCCUGUCGGUAAUGCCUCUUUUACAUGUGGCGAAAACGCAUCCUUUAAAGUGAAAAGUUGUGGGAUACAUCUCAUAUACGCCCAAGAUCAGAAGCAUUGGCCUCAGCCGUCGAGAAAAAGGCCUGCUAAUAGAGAAGAUCACUCAUCCAAGAAAAAAAUUCUCUAGUUUCGAAAGGAUGAAGGGUUUCUUUAACCUCUAGCAAGGUUGCGCAUGGAAACAUGACUAACUAUUGGUUAUGGAAUUCGAAGGGUGGUAGAGAUGCAGUAUUGAACCAGAAUGGUAAUGCCAUAAA
Molecule: messenger RNA, 1524 nt
Organism: Vitis riparia (riverbank grape)
Lineage: Eukaryota; Viridiplantae; Streptophyta; Magnoliopsida; Vitales; Vitaceae
Product: disease resistance protein RPV1-like
Exons: 3
Coding region: 57-1397 (446 amino acids)
Biological process (GO): defense response to fungus
Molecular function (GO): protein binding
Source: RefSeq, a predicted model, not a curated record